AACUCACCCUCUUUCUGGGGCUUUUCUCACUUCCCCAAUUUGUGCCUCCUCCACUCCUCCAGUUCGCAUCUCGGGUGGGAGGGAUAAGACGCCGAGCGAGGAUCAAAUUUGGGAAAUGAAAUGAAAAAGGUGCGACUAAGUGGUGCAUGACACGUUUCCUCACACAAGACUCCGAGGACGAAUCAGAAAGAGAGCCACAGAAACAGGAGACUGCUUGGAGAAAAGAAAGAGAGGAAGCUGAACUUCCAGGUGUGGGCUCUGCUAUGAAUCAGUGUGAGGACAGAGAGGAGGGAGUCCCUCCCUCUAAAAGCACUCUGUGUGGGGAACAUGACAGCCAGACCAAAGCUCAGAGCCCAGAGCAGCAGCAGGGACCAGAUUCUGUUGGACCAGGACCUGGACCUGGACCUGGACCCAGCUGUGUGUCCAUCAGGAGUGACUGGUCUAAGGGCAAACUUAUUGACUUCAAAGGUGGACACCACUCUGCUGAUCAAAGGAUCCAUCGGCAGAGACCAGAUUCUCCUGGACCCAGCUGUGUGUCCGUGAACAGCGACCGUCAUGUCCCUGUUCACUUCAAAGCUGGACAUAAUGAUGCUGAACAAAAAGUUGAUGAGCAGAGCUCAGAGGUUCCCAGUGGUCAGUCUGCCCAGCAGCAUCAAACAGACCUGGACUCCAUAUUUAUGCUGCUCCAGGAAAACAUUGGCAGGUUUGUGAAGAACGAGGUGAAGAAGUUCCAGAGAGUUCUGAGUCCAGAUUACCCAGCAUGCUUAGAGAGCCAGAGGGAGGAUGAGGAGGUGUUGGACGGUGAGGAGGAGCAGAGGAGGAGCAGCAGAGAGGCAUUUCUGAAGAUCACACUGCACUUCCUGAGGAGAAUGAAGCAGGAGGAGCUGGCUGAGCGUCUGCAGAGCAGAACUGCUGCUCCAAUGUGCCGACGUAAACUCAAGUCUAACCUGAAGAAGAAGUUCCAGUGUGUCUUUGAGGGGAUUGCUAAAGCAGGAAACCCAACCCUUCUGAACCAGAUCUACACAGAGCUCUACAUCACAGAGGGAGGGACUGCAGAGGUCAAUGAUGAACAUGAGGUCAGACAGAUUGAAACAGCAUCCAGGAAACCAGACAGACCAGAAACAACCAUCAGACAAGAAGACAUCUUUAAAGCCUCACCUGGAAGAGAUGAACCAAUCAGAACAGUGAUGACAAAGGGAGUGGCUGGCAUUGGGAAAACAGUCUUAACACAGAAGUUCACUCUGGACUGGGCUGAAGACAAAGCCAACCAGGACAUACAGUUCACAUUUCCAUUCACUUUCAGAGAGCUGAAUGUGCUGAAAGAGAAAAAGUACAGCUUGGUGGAACUUGUUCAUCACUUCUUUCCUGAAACCAAAGAAGCAGGAAUCUGCAGCUUUGAAGAGUUCCAGGUUGUGUUCAUCUUUGACGGUCUGGAUGAGUGUCGACUUCCUCUGGACUUCCACAACAAUGAGGUCCUGACUGAUGUUACAGAGUCCACCUCAGUGGAUGUGCUGCUGACAAACCUCAUCAGGGGGAACCUGCUUCCCUCUGCUCGCCUCUGGAUAACCACACGACCUGCAGCAGCCAAUCAGAUCCCUCCUGAGUGUGUUGACAUGGUGACAGAGGUCAGAGGGUUCAGUGACCCACAGAAGGAGGAGUACUUCAGGAAGAGGUUCAGAGAUGAGGAGCAGGCCAGCAGAAUCAUCUCCCACAUCAAGACAUCACGAAGCCUCCACAUCAUGUGCCACAUCCCAGUCUUCUGCUGGAUCACUGCUACAGUUCUGGAGGAGGUGUUGAAGACCAGAGAGGGAGGAGAGCUGCCCAAGACCCUGACUGAGAUGUACAUCCACUUCCUGGUGGUUCAGUCCAAACUGAAGAACGUCAAGUAUGAUGGAGGAGCUGAGACAGAUCCACACUGGAGUCCAGAGAGCAGGAAGAUGAUUGAGUCUCUGGGAAAACUGGCUUUUGAGCAGCUGCAGAAAGGAAACCUGAUCUUCUAUGAAUCAGACCUGACAGAGUGUGGCAUCGAUAUCAGAGCAGCCUCAGUGUACUCAGGAGUGUUCACACAGAUCUUUAAAGAGGAGAGAGGGCUGUACCAGGACAAGGUGUUCUGCUUCGUCCAUCUGAGCGUUCAGGAGUUUCUGGCUGCUCUUCAUGUCCAUCUGACCUUCAUCAACUCUGGUGUCAAUCUGCUGGCAGAAGAACAAACAACCUCCCGGCUGUCUAAAGUCUUCAGAGACAAACUUAAACUAACACAUCUCUACCAGAGUGCUGUGGACAAGGCCUUACAGAGUCCAAAUGGACACCUGGACUUGUUCCUCCGCUUCCUCCUGGGUCUCUCACUGCAGACCAAUCAGACUCUCCUACGAGGUCUGCUGACGCAGACAGGAAGUAGCUCACAGACCAACCAGAAAACAGUUGAGUACAUCAAGAAGAAGAUCAGUGAGAAUCUGUCUCCAGAGAGAAGCAUCAAUCUGUUCCACUGUCUGAAUGAACUGAAUGAUCGUUCUCUAGUGGAGGAGAUCCAACAGUCCCUGAGUUCAGGAAGUCUCUCCACAGAUAAACUCUCUCCUGCUCAGUGGUCAGCUCUGGUCUUCAUCUUACUGUCAUCAGAAAAAGAUCUGGACGUGUUUGACCUGAAGAAAUACUCUGCUUCAGAGGAGGCUCUUCUGAGGCUGCUGCCAGUGGUCAAAGCCUCCAACAAAGUUCUGUUGAGUGGCUGUAACCUCUCAGAGAGAAGCUGUGAAGCUCUGUCCUCAGCUCUCAGCUCCCAGUCCUCUAGUCUGAGAGAGCUGGACCUGAGUAACAACAACCUGCAGGAUUCAGGAGUGAAGCUGAUGUCUGCUGGACUGAAGAGUCCACACUGUACACUGGAAACUCUCAGUCUGUCAGGCUGUCUGAUCACAGAGGAAGGCUGUGCUUCUCUGGCCUCAGCUCUGAGCUCCAACCCCUCCCAUCUGAGAGAGCUGGACCUGAGUAACAACAACCUGCAGGAUUCAGGAGUGAAGCUGCUGUCUGCCGGACUCGAGAGUCCACACUGUACACUGGAAACUCUCAGGCUGUCAGGCUGUCUGAUCACAGAGGAAGGCUGUGCUUCUCUGGCCUCAGCUCUGAGCUCCAACCCCUCCCAUCUGAGAGAGCUGGACCUGAGUAACAACAACCUGCAGGAUUCAGGAGUGAAGCUGAUGUCUGCUGGACUCAAGAGUCCACACUGUACACUGGAAACUCUCAGGCUGUCAGGCUGUCUGAUCACAGAGGAAGGCUGUGCUUCUCUGGCCUCAGCUCUGAGCUCCAACCCCUCCCAUCUGAGAGAGCUGGACCUGAGCUACAAUCAUCCAGGAGACUCAGGGGUGAAGCUGCUGUCUGCUGGAUUGGAGAAUCCACACUGGAGACUGGACACACUCAGGUUGAGUGACUGUAACCUCUCAGAGAGAAGCUGUGAAGCUCUGUCCUCAGUUCUCAGCUCCCAGUCCUCUAGUCUGAGAGAGCUGGACCUGAGUAACAACAACCUGCAGGAUUCAGGAGUGAAGCUGCUGUCUGCUGGACUCGAGAGUCCACACUGUACACUGGAAACUCUCAGGCUGUCAGGCUGUCUGAUCACAGAGGAAGGCUGUGCUUCUCUGGCCUCAGCUCUGAGCUCCAACCCUUCCCAUCUAAGAGAGCUGGAUCUGAGCUUCAACUAUCCAGGAGACUCAGGGGUGAAGCUGCUGUCUGCUGGAUUGGAGGAUCCACACUGGAGACUGGACACUCUCAGGGUGGACCAUGGUGGAGAGCAGAUGUUAAAACCUGAUGUGAGGAAGUAUCUCUGUGAACUCACACUGGACACAAACACAGCAAACAGAAACCUCAAACUGUCUGACAACAACAGGAAGGUGACACAUGUGUGGGAGAAGCAGCCAUAUCCUGAUCAUCCAGAGAGAUUUGACUUCUGGCCUCAGCUGUUGUGUAGAAAUGGUCUGACUGGUCGCUGUUACUGGGAGGUCGAGUGGAGAGGAAGAGUUUAUAUAUCAGUGAGUUACAGAGGAAUCAGCAGGAGAGGAGACAGUAAAGACUGUGGGUUUGGAAGAAAUGAUCAGUCCUGGAGUCUGAGCUGCUCUGAUGGUCGUUACUCUGUCUGUCACAAUAACAGAGAAACAGUCCUCCCUCUCUCCUCGUCCUCCUCCUCCUCCUCCUCCUCCUCCUCCUCUAACAGAGCAGCAGUGUAUGUGGACUGUCCUGCUGGCUCUCUGUCCUUCUACAGAGUCUCCUCUGACACACUGAUCCACCUCCACACCUUCAACACCACAUUCACUGAACCUCUUUAUCCUGGGUUUAGGUUCUGGUCCUCUGGUUCCUCAGUGUCUCUGUGUUCUGUGUAGGAGGGAGACAACUUCCAGUCCUGUGGUUUAAAUGUUGGUGGUGGACGAGGCUUCACUUUGGUUAACAUCUGGCUCACUGAUUGUGCCUUUAAUGUCAGAAAUGUGUUUUCUUAGAAAUGGUGAAAUGAUCUCAGGGCUGAACUUGUUGUGUACAAACUGUGUUGACUCUGAUUUUCACUUUAAUAAAGUUUUCUUGGAGCAGCAUCUAGUAGCUGCUGAUGGCUGCAGAGCUUCUCAUUUAUUUCAAUAAAGGUUUGAAGACAAAAACUCGA
Messenger RNA from Micropterus salmoides (largemouth bass), 4630 nucleotides. RefSeq names its product NACHT, LRR and PYD domains-containing protein 12-like. Gene Ontology annotation, molecular function: protein binding. Bases 147 to 4358 code for a protein of 1403 amino acids. The record is from RefSeq and is a predicted model, not a curated record. NCBI's taxonomy places the organism in Eukaryota, Metazoa, Chordata, Actinopteri, Centrarchiformes, Centrarchidae. The transcript is spliced from 16 exons.